This is a messenger RNA of Acanthosepion pharaonis, 1131 nucleotides long. The record is from the annotation of a GenBank genome assembly. Lineage: Eukaryota; Metazoa; Mollusca; Cephalopoda; Sepiida; Sepiidae.
AUGUUUGCUGAUCAGGCCGCCAUGUUUGCUGAUCAGGCCGCCAUGUUUGCUGAUGAGGCCGCCAUGUCUGCUCAAAGCAACUUAUUAGUUUUACUUCCAAAAUUCUUUCUUUCUUUUUCUAUCUUUCUUUUUCUAUCUUUCUUUCUUUUUCUAUCUUUCUUUCUUUUUUCUUUCCCUAUCAUUACUGCUCUCUCUCUCUCUCUCUCUCUCUCUCUCUCUGACUUCAUCUUUAUUUCUCACGACCUUAUUCGACUUUCCUCACUUAUAAUUUUAUCCUAUCACACUCUCUCUCUCUCUCUCUCUCUCUUUCAUCUGAUUUUCCUUACUUACAAUUUUAUUCUCUCUAUCACUCAAUUUCAUUCCCCCUCUCUCUGUCUCUCUCUCUUUCUCUGUCAUCUCUGUCUCUCUCUAUCUCUCUAUCUUUUUUCUCUCUCUCUCCCUCUCUCUGUGUACUCUAUCACUCCCUAUCUUAUUCAAUUUCGUCUCUCUUAUUUUAUUCCCUAUUUCACUUUCUGUGUGUGUGUGUGUGUCUUAUUCGAUUUUUCUCUCGUUAUUUUAUUGUCUGCUUCACUCACACACACUCUCUCUCUCCCCAUCUCUCUCCCUCUCCCUCUCUCUCUCAGUCUCUGUCUUUCUCUCACUUCUCUUUUCUCUCAAUCUCUAAACAACGCGCAGACUAAACUCUUUCACUUUCUGUCAUAUUCGAUUUCUUUCUUACUGUUUCAUUCUUUCUCUCUCUCUCUCUCUCCUCCUCCUCUCUCUCUGUCUCUCUCUCUCUUUCACAGAGAGAGAGAGACACACACACGCACACACACUCACCCACUCUCUUUCUGUCAUCUGAUUUUUCAUUCAAACUUUUAUUCAAUCUUUCUCUCUUAUUAUUUCCUUUUCUCUAUCACUCUCUCUCUCUCUCCGAUUCACACUCUCUGUUUUAUUCGAUUUUCUCUCAUUAUUUUCUUUUCUACCUCUCUCUCUCUCUCUCUCUCUCUCUAUCUAUCUAUCUAUCUAUCUAUCUAUCUAUCUAUCUUACUCACUCACUCACUCACUCACUCACUCACUCACUCACUCACUCUCCGAUUUAUAUUCUGUUUUAUUCGAUUUUUCUCUUUUAUCAUUUUAUUCUCUCAGUAA